Erythranthe guttata (spotted monkey flower) is the source of this 1415-nucleotide messenger RNA. RefSeq names its product lipase. The record is from RefSeq and is a predicted model, not a curated record. Gene Ontology annotation, biological process: lipid metabolic process. Lineage: Eukaryota; Viridiplantae; Streptophyta; Magnoliopsida; Lamiales; Phrymaceae.
CACAGGUCGUCAAGUCGCAUUCGACGUCGUUUUGCUUCAUACAAACCCCAGGAAAACUGAUUAACUUUUUUUCUUCUUUGAAAUUUGGAGCUUCGAAUUCAAUUACGGAACGUUUAAUUAGAGUAUGGAAAGAAGGAGAAUGUUGAUUGUUGUAAUUUUCAUAUGUAUGUUCGCCUUCUCAUCAUGUAGAGAAUUGAAGGUGAAGGUGAAGCACCAUCAAAUUCAGCAUCAUGAAUUGGCGACUUACAAUCAUACACUUGCAACAAUAUUGGUGCAAUAUGCUUCGGCUGUAUAUAUGUCAGACUUAACUGAGUUGUUUACAUGGACUUGCUCAAGAUGUGACGGUCUAACUGAGGGCUUUGAAAUAAUCGAGCUGAUUGUUGAUGUGAAGCGGUGUCUGCAGGGAUUUGUUGGUGUUGCAACGGAUCUCAAUGCCAUUGUGAUUGCAUUUAGAGGAACUCAAGAACGAAGUAUUCAGAACUGGGUGGAAGAUUUGUAUUGGAAGCAACUCGAUAUUGAUUAUCCUGGAGUUGAUGGUGCAAUGGUUCAUCAUGGUUUUUAUACUGCUUACCACAACACAUCAUUAAGAGCUGGAGUUCUAAAUGGUAUUCAAAAGGCAAAGGAGUUAUAUGGCGACAUUAAUAUUAUGGUCACGGGGCAUUCGAUGGGAGGGGCUAUGGCUGCUUUCUGUGGACUCGAUCUCCGUCUCAGUCUCAAAGAGCAAAAUGUUCAGGUUAUGACAUUUGGGCAACCUAGGAUUGGAAAUUCCGUCUUUGCAUCCUACUUUAACCAAGUUGUGCCGGAUACGAUUCGUGUCACAAAUGGACAUGAUAUUGUGCCUCAUUUACCCCCAUACUAUCAUUAUUUUCCUCAAAAGACGUACCGUCACUUUCCAAGAGAGGUAUGGCUCUACAAAGCUGGAUUCGGAAGCUUUAUUUACCCAGCCGAGAAGGUUUGUGAUGGUUCUGGUGAAGACCCUACUUGUAGCAGGUCAGUGAGUGGAAACAGUAUAAGCGAUCACUUGACAUAUUACGAUGUUGAAAUGGGAUGCGAUGUAUCAAGCUCGUGCAGAAUUGUAAUGGAUCCUCGUAUUGUUGCCUACGGCAAAACAGAUUUUGAUGGGAAUCUCAUAUUAUCAAGGGAUCCAUCCAAGUAUAAUUUGGAGCUGAAUAAAGAUCGAGGAAAUAAUCAAAUCUCGGUUUAGAUAACAAUUCAGGUAAACUGUGCCAAUUUCCUCGAAAGGUUGACCGAGCACAAAAGCAACUUAAUUGUUGACUUGCAGGUCUUUAAGUUAUAAGUUGUAAUAUAGCUUAUCACUAUAUCCUGGGAUUGGAAAGUAUAUAUUGCAUAUAGAUAUUGUUACCUGUGUACAUAGAAUCCAUGCUUUUGUGAAUAACAGUACUUUUUUUUCUUUU